Messenger RNA from Neofelis nebulosa (Clouded leopard), 2311 nucleotides. RefSeq names its product somatostatin receptor 2 (gene SSTR2). Gene Ontology annotation, molecular function: neuropeptide binding; somatostatin receptor activity. Bases 681 to 1790 code for a protein of 369 amino acids. Gene Ontology annotation, biological process: neuropeptide signaling pathway; cellular response to glucocorticoid stimulus; cellular response to estradiol stimulus. The transcript has 2 exons. NCBI's taxonomy places the organism in Eukaryota, Metazoa, Chordata, Mammalia, Carnivora, Felidae. Gene Ontology annotation, cellular component: neuron projection; membrane. The record is from RefSeq and is a predicted model, not a curated record.
CGUGGGGAAAUGUGCCGAGGGGCCCGGGCUCCGCGGGACCAGUCCCGGCGACGCAGCCACCCGCGCGCACGCGCUCGCUCGGCCACCCGCGCCCGAGCCUCAGUCCGCGCUCGGCGCCGGGGGUCUGCGGGCCCUUUGGGCUCCGGGCGGCGCGAGGGGCGAGCGGGAGCCGGCAGCGCGGGCCGCCGAGCGCCAGGCGCCGGCCAAGCUGCUGCGCGCCUGGGCGCCCGGCGGGGUUGGGGACGGUCGCUGGGUGCCGACGAGCCGAGCUAGCCGAUUGCAGCGGAAAAGCAAAGCCUCAGCCAUGUCCCACACAUGCGUCACCAAAGAUGACAAGGUCAACCAUGAUGACCUGACCCAAACAAACCCUUCCCCCCAUCUCCCUACUCCCCCCCCACCCCCGGUGGAAAAACAACUCAAAGAGUCUGCACACUGAUAAGAAUGGGUCAGUAGCUCUAAUGCUGAUGCAGAAAGAGAACACGCUUUUCGACUGCAGGGCAUGUCUGAGAGGGUAAACCGGAGACCCGGAAAGCUGGCGCGAGUGUAAGCCUCUGACUGGUGGACCCGUCUUCCUUUUUCCCUUGCAGAUGUCACAGUGGAUCCUUUGCCUCCAGGACACCUUAAGGUGAGAGUAAGAUCUCUGGCUGGCUGGAACCGGCCUAGAGGAGUGUAAGGCAGCCAUGGACAUGGAGUACGAGCUACUCAACGAGAGCCGCCCGUGGCUUUCCCCUCCCUUUGACCUCAAUGGCUCUGUGGUGGCGGCCAACGGCUCCAACCAGACAGAGCCAUACUAUGAUCUGACCAGCAACGCAGUCCUCACGUUCAUAUAUUUUGUAGUCUGCAUCAUCGGAUUGUGUGGCAAUACGCUUGUCAUUUACGUCAUCCUCCGCUAUGCCAAGAUGAAGACCAUCACCAACAUUUACAUCCUCAACCUGGCCAUCGCGGACGAGCUCUUCAUGCUGGGUCUGCCCUUCCUGGCCAUGCAGGUGGCUCUGGUCCAUUGGCCCUUUGGCAAGGCCAUCUGCCGGGUGGUCAUGACUGUGGAUGGCAUCAAUCAGUUCACCAGCAUUUUCUGCUUGACAGUCAUGAGCAUCGAUCGAUACCUGGCUGUGGUCCACCCCAUCAAGUCGGCCAAGUGGAGGAGACCCCGAACGGCCAAGAUGGUCAAUGUGGCUGUGUGGGGAGUGUCUCUGCUGGUCAUCUUGCCCAUCAUGAUCUAUGCUGGGCUUCGGAGCAACCAGUGGGGGAGAAGCAGCUGUACCAUCAACUGGCCAGGUGAAUCUGGGGCAUGGUACACAGGGUUCAUUAUCUACACCUUCAUCUUGGGGUUCCUGGUGCCCCUCACCAUCAUUUGUCUUUGCUACCUGUUCAUUAUCAUCAAGGUGAAGUCCUCUGGGAUCCGCGUGGGUUCCUCCAAGAGGAAAAAGUCUGAGAAGAAGGUCACCCGGAUGGUGUCCAUAGUGGUGGCCGUCUUCAUUUUCUGCUGGCUCCCCUUCUACAUAUUCAAUGUCUCCUCCGUGUCUGUGGCCAUCAAUCCCACCCCAGCGCUUAAAGGCAUGUUUGACUUUGUGGUGGUCCUCACCUAUGCUAACAGCUGUGCCAACCCUAUCCUGUAUGCCUUCUUGUCUGACAACUUCAAGAAGAGCUUCCAGAAUGUCCUCUGCUUGGUCAAGGUGAGCGGCACAGAUGACGGGGAACGGAGUGACAGUAAGCAGGACAAAUCCCGGCUGAAUGAGACCACAGAGACCCAGAGAACCCUCCUCAAUGGGGAUCUCCAGACCAGUAUCUGAACUGCCUGAAAAAUAAAAAAUAGAAUAAAACGCCAAGCUCUGCCAAGUGGCAAUAUGCUCCCUGCCCCCAUGCCUUCCCUUCCUCUUGCCCAUCACACCUGGCUUCUAGAAUAGGGAAUUGCUCAGCAUGAGUCCAAUCAGAGAACAGUGUUUGAGUCUGCUUGUCUGAGUGAAUGAUAAUGUAUUAAAUUGAUUACCUCCCCCUUAAAGCAGACAAUUCCAAGUCAGGAGAAGAAGAGAUCACGCCUGGGUAUGAUCUGUAGAAAUGGUGACACUCAACAAAGAUAGGAAAGUACGUCUGCAUGUUCAAAACCUAAUAUGUAAUCUUGUGGUCUUAACGUUUAUACUUAUCUAUUCUAUUCCUCUCUAGUCCCUGUACAGUCAUUCCUACGUUCCCUGUGUUCAAGUACAUGAGUAGCGAGUUGAAGUGUGCAUAGUAUAGGUGGACAUUUGUUACAAUAUGGAACCCACAGAAGUGGACUUACCAUGAAGCCAAUAAAGUUUAAGCUUCAGGGAUCUCA